AUGGGUGUCAGAGGUACAUCCUUAUCUGACAGCGGAAAACAUGCAAAUUCGUCUACUGACAGACGAAACUAUGAUGAUACACUGUUAAAGCUGCACAAAGGCACAGGUAUGCAGAAUUUUGGAUCCGGGUUCAGUUCAGGUUUUAAGAUUUUUGGUGUAGGGUCAAACACUAGCUCGGAAAUAGGAUCCGGGUCUGGACAAACCUCUGGCUCAGAUAACAUACCAAACCCUAUUUCCGUAGGUCCGAUCCACUUUGGUAUACCCGUACCCGGAUCCAAUGAGAUAUAUAGAGAAGACAGACUAAAGCUUGCUAAGCGUAUGACCCAGAGCCCACAAUGCAAUGCACCAUACCAAAACCCCAGUGAAACUCGCCACAGGGCCCACCAACAAUCUCAUCAGCCAAGCUCUGACACCCAUACAAACCUGCUGCAUAAUUACUUUAUCCCUCUGUAUGCUCAGACAUUGAGCAAUGCACUUGACGUCCCGCACACAAUUGUCAGCAUGGUUAUCACUAAAGUAAAUGAGGUCCCUCCUGCGAAAGUUACACACAACCAAAUACAAGUACCAGAGCCAGCACCAGAACCUCAACCACCUCAACCAUCUCAACCUUCUGAACCAUCUCCUCAGCUGCAUACAUAUAAGAGAAGAGAGCAACACCCAAGAAAAGUACUACCAAAACAUCUCAAUCUCCCAUCGACACCUGACUUUGCAGCGCCUCCCCCACCACCAAAGGCAAGGAAGUUCCUCUCACUUACUACAUUACAACCAGAAUCCACAAGGUCUUUCACACCUCAAUAUGAAGUUCUAACGACCAGAAGUAGAAAAGAAGCAGCAACAACAACAACACAACAACAUAGCAACUCUGAGGACAAAGGAAAGAAGCCUUCAGGACAGCAAGAAGGAACUAGGAAACAACAACCAACUUCACCGGCUUGGCAACUAUAUCUGGAAGACGAAGAGACUGAUGUUGAAGACGCUAGCAGCAGCAAGCGAGCUUCUGGCAAGAGCCAGAGCUCGCACCAGAAAUGA
Molecule: messenger RNA, 1029 nt
Organism: Papaver somniferum (opium poppy)
Lineage: Eukaryota; Viridiplantae; Streptophyta; Magnoliopsida; Ranunculales; Papaveraceae
Exons: 1
Coding region: 1-1029 (342 amino acids)
Source: RefSeq, a predicted model, not a curated record